Pararge aegeria (speckled wood butterfly) is the source of this 1750-nucleotide messenger RNA. RefSeq lists its product as uncharacterized. The annotation marks the transcript as partial. The record is from RefSeq and is a predicted model, not a curated record. NCBI's taxonomy places the organism in Eukaryota, Metazoa, Arthropoda, Insecta, Lepidoptera, Nymphalidae. The transcript is spliced from 4 exons.
AUUACAAUCUACUUAUCCAACGUCCACUAGCCUGCUUAGGAUUUUAAAUUUGUUUAAUAAUGACUCAUCAACGCAAGAUAUCGACCCUUUAAAUAAUAAUUUAAACCAAAUGAGCGAAGGCUUAAAAGAAAUAAGUAGUCAUCAAUCAAAUGCGAUGCAAGCACUAUACUAUGGAAAUAAUUCUUAUGAUGCUGUUAAACGGAGCUACGAAAAUGAAAAGAUCUGGAAUAGUCAGCAACUAAAAAACUCUACACAUUUUUACGGAGAUUAUUUACAAAAGCGUGAUAAGGGCCAUUCAAGAGUUUAUCAUGGUCACGAUCACAGAAUCCAACAUGAUUAUUUAUACCCUGAAACUAUAAAUCAUAAUUCACGAAAAUACGACUACACACAAUCUACAGUUGUUAAUUUAUACAUGCAACAAGAUUACAGGAAACAUAAUGUCGCAAAACAAUGCACCCGUAAGUCAGAUAUGAAAGGAACUAACUACGCAUCAUCAGAAUUUGUACCAUACAAAUGUACAAGACGCUCUAAGAGCAAUUGUCAUAAGAAGAAUGAUUGCAUGAUGAUAAAACAGAAAUGUGAAGAGCAGGAGUCUCGGACUACGUUGCUUCCAAGUUCACAGGAAUUUUGCGCAUAUAGUAAUCCUUGGCCACCAAUUAGACAACCUCUGAAAAGCUUAGACAGACGAAAGCAACUGAAGCGACAUUAUAGUGAACGAAAAAGAAGAGUCGCUGAUGAAGAAAAAAACUUUAAGCCGUUUUGGCAGAUGGAUGAGUACGUAAACAGUAAUCAACCACAUUUAAAAUCCAUGAGAUAUACCACACUAUCUAAUAAAAAAAAUCUUCAAAAUAAAAGAACACUCAAACGAAUCAAAACUACUAUGAAAACCGAACCCAUAACUUUGACUUACAAAGAAAGAAGUAACAGUGGUAAGCGCAUUACGGAAAAAUAUUUAUCAUUUGACGAACUUAUGCAUCUCAGAAAACUGAAUGCAGAGGAUUCAGGUGGUCGGCGUUAUUAUGACGAAAAACAAAUACUAAGAGAAUCUAAUACUCUAGCACAAACUGCAAGUGAAACUACUACGAGUCCAUCAACAAAAGUUACACCGGAGUAUUCUUUUAAUACGCCAUAUAUCCGUAUAAAGCACUGCACCCGUAAACUAACAUGUACUUGGACUGCUGCGUCAUUAACUGAUAGUGCAGGCAGUAUUAUUCCAGGAGGUGGUGGUAAUGCGGUCGGUGGUUCUCGCACCCCUCCUGGUUACGUUGAAGGAUGUACACGCACUUCUACGUGUACUCGUGAUUAUAUGAACAGAAAUAAAAUGGCAACAUUACCUAUUGAAACAACAAGUCCUGAACCAGAACCCGGCGAUGAUGAAGACUAUUGUGAACGUCGUUCUCUUAAUAAACGUUCCAACGUCAACUCAGUUCAAGGUAAUCAAAAUAAAACUUCAAAACAAAACAAAUCGUUCUUGAAUGAAUCUUUAAACAAUUCCAUUUGCUACAUUAGAAAUAUCAGAACUAAAAGACAAGAUAAUAUUCGUAAUUUGUCAAUCAUAAGCCUUAUUAAUCGAAAAAGGGAAACUGAGAAACUUAUUACGCAUGAAACAAAUUUAUUGUCUUACGGCGAUUUGUACUAUAAUGUAGUAAAAAAAAUAAUUGAAAUGUGGAAAAUUGCAAAAAGUGCAUAUUCUCAUGAUAAAUGCCUUUGUAAUGAUGUUAAAAAACUAAGUUUUUGUUACUUAUUCUUA